AUGUCCGGAAUGGAUUAUACAAGUAUCCGGUCAAAUUCGCUAUUUGGAACGCCAGCUCUGACAAGCACGACCCCAUCCGGUUUGCCCAGUGGACAUCAAAAACUGAAUUCAAAACGGAAAAAACGUCGACAUCGGACCAUUUUUACUCAGUUCCAGGUGGAUGAGCUGGAGAAAGCUUUUCAGGAAGCUCAUUAUCCAGAUAUGUAUGCUCGCGAAGUGUUAGCAAUGAAGACCGAAAUUGCUGUCGAUCGGAUACAGGUAUGGUUUCAAAAUCGUCGAGCAAAAUGGAGGAAGACGGAAAAAACGUGGGGUAAAAGCACGAUAAUGGCAGAGUAUGGACUGUACGGUGCGAUGGUGCGACAUUCGUUACCUCUGCCGGAAACGAUUACUCGCUCAUCCGAAAAUCCAACAGAGUCCGCUGCCCCCUGGCUAUUAGGUUUGUCUUACAACUCUUCGAAAUUUGUGUUAUGUGGCGUGAGAGGGUGGCUACCCUGCUGUAAAUCACCUCCUCGGGAACCAUCAAGAAAUUCGAUGUCU
This is a messenger RNA of Gongylonema pulchrum, 537 nucleotides long. NCBI's taxonomy places the organism in Eukaryota, Metazoa, Nematoda, Chromadorea, Rhabditida, Gongylonematidae. The record is from the annotation of a GenBank genome assembly.